AUGGCGCACCCAAGCAUACACCCUGGAGUAUUUUCAUAUAUCGGAAGAAAAUUACCUGGCAGAGAAUUUCAAACUAAAAGCUCAAAAAGAAUGCAUCCAAUUCUAUGCCCCACUAUCCAUCCCGGAGUCUUCCCAUACUAUGGCAAAGAACCCAACACGAACAAAUUGAAAAUGGCGUACGACGAAAAAUUCCUGAAGAACAACAUGGAUAAUUUGAAACUGGAAGAUCUCAAAGAGAGCGUCGAGCAGGACAAAUCGGAGUUUUUCGGGCAAGUAGCGAGACAUGUUAAUUACCUGCAGAUUCAAAGAGAUGUGAAGAAUAAAGUCGUGCAAAAAAUCCGUGCGUACGAAGAAUGUGUAGAAAAAAGAAGACAGAAGCUUAAAGAUCUGUUUUACUGCGAAGAGCGUCAAUACUACAACGAAACCAUAGAACAAGCUUUUAAAACAGAGCAAGAGAAAUUCGAAGAAAUGAAGAGGACUUUGGAUAUAAUCAAGAAAAGAAAAGAGGAGGAACGACAGGAAAUCGUGCACAAGAAAAGAAUUGAGCAAUACAUUGGUCUUUGCAACGAGCUGAAACCCGCUCUCUUCAAGAGGCACUUGAUUGAAUCCAAAAAUGCGCAACUUCAACAGAUAAGAGAAAACGAAGCAAGACGAUUGGCAGACAAAGAAUUGGAUAGAAUGUGGUUCGAGUUGAAUGAGAAGGAAACCCAAGCAAAGAAAGAGAGGGAAGAAAGAGAAGCUUUGGCUAAGAAAGCUCUUGACUUAAGUGUGGUGGAGACGUUGGAGAAGCAAGUUCGAGGAAAGGAACUACUCAAAGCUGAAGAGAUGAAAAUGAAAAUGGAAGAUCAUUUGGAAAUUAAACGGCAAAACGAGGAAAUGAGACGAAAGGAAAUGGAAAAGUUGAAACAGCAGAGAAAGGACCGCGAUUCCAGACUGCAAGAGCUUCGAGAACAAAUCCGCAUCCACGAAGAAGUGGCGCGCAAGCAAAAGGAGGAGGAAGAAGAAAUCGUCAACGUCUACCAACAGUAUAACGUGAUCGAAUUGGAGAAGGAGAAAGCGGCACGCCUGGCCAAGAGGCAGCAAACGAUUAAGGAAACCGCCUUGUACCUGGAGUACGUGCGCGACUUGGAGACCCAAAAAAAAGAGGAAGAAAAGCGCAUCCAGGAGCUGAUACUCAUCCACAUGAAGGAGGUGCAGAAGCAGCACGAGGAGGCCAAAUGCAAGAUCAAGGAAGCUAGAAGGCAAUUGCACAAGAGCGUAAUUGAGGGUAGAGCACAGCAAGUCGAAUGGAAACGCCAAGAGGCCGAGAAUCAACUGAAAGCUAUUGAAGCCGAAAACGAACUGACCCGUAUUGCCUAUGAGGCUAAUUUGAGAUUGCAAGAGGAAAGCGAUCGAAUCGAGAAGGAGGCCAUUCAACAAUAUCGAGCUGAUUUGAGAGAACAAAUCGAAUACAACAACAUAUUGAGAGAGCGCGAACGAGAAGAACUCGAGAGACAGUUGCAGAAAGGUAAAGAAGAAGAAGAAUACUACAAGAAGCUGGUACAAGAGAUUAUUAAAGUUCACACGGAAACUCCGUACAACAAACACCCGUUCAGAAGAGUCUUCGAGCGUUACGAUUGCCGAUGUCCUGAUCAACCGAAAUAA
Molecule: messenger RNA, 1644 nt
Organism: Phyllotreta striolata
Lineage: Eukaryota; Metazoa; Arthropoda; Insecta; Coleoptera; Chrysomelidae
Source: the annotation of a GenBank genome assembly